This is a messenger RNA of Peromyscus californicus insignis, 954 nucleotides long. It is a transcript of the gene Eif1b, whose product is annotated as eukaryotic translation initiation factor 1B. NCBI's taxonomy places the organism in Eukaryota, Metazoa, Chordata, Mammalia, Rodentia, Cricetidae. The record is from RefSeq and is a predicted model, not a curated record. Bases 217 to 558 code for a protein of 113 amino acids. The transcript is spliced from 4 exons. Gene Ontology annotation, biological process: translational initiation. Gene Ontology annotation, molecular function: translation initiation factor activity; RNA binding; ribosomal small subunit binding. Gene Ontology annotation, cellular component: eukaryotic 43S preinitiation complex.
UUUUGUGCGAGAAUCCGCAGCGCCGCCUCCCUGCUCGCGCCUCGCCGCCGCUGCCGCCGCUGCCGCCGCUGCCGCCGCCGCCUCUGCGUCUUCCUGCGCACCGGGCUUCCGCCGCUUCAUUGAUUUCCGUUUCUCGCCGCUGCAGCCUCCUGACACGGUGAUCCGGGCGGGCCCCGCAGGAAUUUUAUCCCCUCACCGGCCUCACACUAGUGUCGCAUGUCCACUAUCCAGAACCUCCAAUCUUUCGACCCCUUUGCUGAUGCAACUAAGGGUGACGACUUACUCCCGGCAGGGACUGAGGACUACAUUCAUAUAAGAAUCCAGCAGCGCAACGGCAGGAAGACGCUGACCACUGUGCAGGGCAUUGCAGACGAUUAUGACAAAAAGAAACUUGUGAAAGCCUUCAAAAAGAAAUUUGCCUGUAAUGGUACUGUGAUUGAACAUCCUGAGUACGGAGAGGUUAUUCAGCUUCAAGGUGACCAAAGAAAGAACAUUUGCCAGUUUCUUUUGGAGGUUGGCAUCGUCAAGGAAGAGCAGCUGAAGGUUCACGGAUUCUAAGAUGAACCCAAACAUGUGGCGAGUUUCUUAAAUGGUUUUGUUCUCUCAACCUAGUUUGGCUGCCUCGGGGAAGAUGAUUCUCUACAGUAAACGAUGGACUUUGCAUUUAUUUAAUCAUUCAGACUUCCACUCACACCUGCAUGGCUGCAGAAAACACGGGGUAUGUAGGCUCCUGAGCCAUAAGAAAAUUGCGGUGAGAUGGGAACGGAGCCCCAGUUCGUCCUAACAUGUUUCCAAUGGAAAAGGUUUGGUUUUGAGUGUUUAUUGUUCAGUUUAUUUUCACUUGAUUAUUACAUGUUUUUUGUUGUUAUUGUUGUAUUAAACCGUGUAUGUUGCAGCUUAACAAUAAAAAGAGAGUCUGAGUACUUUUGUGAGCAUUCGUGCUCCCAGAUCUAA